Molecule: messenger RNA, 3280 nt
Organism: Oncorhynchus keta (chum salmon)
Lineage: Eukaryota; Metazoa; Chordata; Actinopteri; Salmoniformes; Salmonidae
Product: protocadherin-8-like
Exons: 4
Coding region: 122-3037 (971 amino acids)
Biological process (GO): homophilic cell-cell adhesion
Cellular component (GO): plasma membrane
Molecular function (GO): calcium ion binding
Source: RefSeq, a predicted model, not a curated record
ACGCUCUCUUUGGACCAUAUCCAAUCCAGUUGUUCGUGGCAAGGGAGCUCAACAUCACAACAAGUUUACUUGCAGCUCGCUUUCUUUAUGACGUUUUCUGUCAUCAUCAUUGCACUUUAAAAUGGGAUUCUGCGGGUUUCGAGGAGUUGGAGAGUGCGUGGUGUUUGCUAUUCUGUUCUACUCGGUUCAGUCUACGACUACAAGGUACUACACUUAUGAAGAGGAUGCACCCGGGACAGAGAUUGGAAAUCUGUCUCAGGAUUUAAAGAUAGACCCAGCUGAGGACCCUCAAACAUCUUUCCGCUUCAUGCAGGAGAACAAUUCGUGUGUGAUUCAAAUGAGGGAGAUUGAUGGACUUUUAACUGUUGGGGAAACAAUUGACCGGGAGCAGCUGUGCCCGAGGUCCCCGCGGUGUUUUGUCACCUUCGACAUAGUUGCCUUCUCCAAAGAAAAGUUUCAGCUGAUUCACGUAGAGAUCGAGGUAAGGGACAUAAACGACAAUCCACCCCAGUUUCUCCACAACGAGACGACCCUUGAAAUAUCCGAGAAUGUUCAGCUGGACUCCCGAUUCCCGUUGGACAUCGCUGUUGACCAUGAUGUCGGCAAUAACUACAUCCAAAGUUACCAUAUCUCUCCCUCCAGCCAUUUCAUAGUUGAUGUGCGCAGCAGGGAGGAUGGAGUGAAGUAUGCUGAACUUGUGCUUGUGAAAGCAAUGGACAGAGAGGCUGAAGAUUCCUAUACAGUUGAAGUGACGGCAACAGAUGGCGGAGAGCCACCCAGGUCCGGAUCAAUGACUGUUCAUAUCAAAGUGCUAGAUUUUAAUGACAACAGCCCAACGUUUGAGCACAACUCACUAAAAGUUGAACUUUACGAGGAUUCUCCUGUAGGUUACCAAGUGCUUAAGGUGCAUGCGUUUGAUCCAGAUGCUGGUAUCAAUGGUGAGGUAGUGUAUGGAUUUGUAGAAGACACAUCAUCUGAAGCAAUGCGUAUUUUUAAUAUAGACCGGAUUUCCGGUGCUGUAACUUUAAAAACAUUGGUUGAUUACGAGAAGAAGAUAUCCUAUGAACUGAAAAUUAAAGCAUCCGAUUUAGGCACUAAUUCUAUUCCAUCGACUUGCAAAGUGAUUGUUGAUGUCGUAGAUGUAAAUGAUAACGCACCAGAAAUCACCAUCAAGCCAAAGACCGCGACGAGUGACGAUGUGGCUUACAUCACGGAGGCCGCAGCGGAGGAAAGUUUUGUGGCGCUAAUCAGCACCUCGGACAGCGACUCUGGCUCGAACGGUUACGUGCGCAGUAGCCUACACGGGCACGAACAUUUCAAGUUACAACAGGCCUACGGGGACAGUUUUAUGAUUGUAACAACCACCACUUUAGAUAGAGAAACGAUCCCAGAGUAUAACCUCACUGUAGUGGCUGAAGACCUUGGAACUCCUCCUUUCAAAACCAUCAAGCAGUAUACCAUUAGAGUGACGGACGAGAACGACAACGCCCCCCUCUUCAGUAAAUCCAUUUAUGAAGUUUCUGUCCUGGAAAAUAAUAUUCCCGGGUCAUAUAUAACUACUGUUGUAGCACGGGACCUUGAUCGGGGUAAAAACGCCAAAGUGUCAUAUAAACUCAUAGACUCAGAGGUUGUCGGGGAGGCUUCCAUUUCGACGUAUGUGUCUAUAGACCCAGUGUCAGGGUCAUUGUAUAGCCUGAGAUCUUUCGAUUUUGAAACGCUCCAGCAGAUUGAAUUAACCAUCCAGGCUGACGACAAGGGCUCACCUCAACUGUCAAGCACAUCCGUGAUCAGAAUCAAAGUGGUUGAUCAGAACGACAACUAUCCCUAUUUUACCUUUCCCGUUAUGCUUAAUGACUCUGCUGAAAUUCCUCUUCCUGUCAAUGCACCAUUGGGGUAUCUGGCACUACGGGUCCAAGGUCAGGAUGAGGAUGAGGGUAUGAAUGGUGAGCUCAGCUACAGAAUCGUACAAGGUGACUCUAAGAUAUUUUCAAUCAAUAAAGACACUGGAGAAAUAGCUUUAAAACAGGGUCUGGCCUCUGCUAUUGGAGACGUGUUGGAAAUCAAGAUUGCACUGAGUGACAGUGGGAGAUCCCCGCUCUCCAGCAGUGCCACCAUUCACUUUGUUGUCUCAGACUUGCAGCUCUCAGACGACCAACUUGUCAUUGUAUUACGGUCAACUGAUGAGGAAAGCGCAGGCUUGGAUAUUUCAGUAGUAGUAAUCAUUAUACUCGGCGGGGGUUGUACUCUGCUGCUGAUUGCCAUAGCAAUUGUUGUUAUCACAUGCAAACUGAACCGAGGAGGGAAGGACCAUGACUCCAAGAGAGACGUGACUCACAGCCUGUUUGACUCCAGGCAUCAUCCCAGGCUCAACUCUGCAGAACCCAACAUGUUCGGUGACCCAAGAGGUUUCCUCAAUGAAAGGACUUCUUCAUCUCUUGAUGAGUCCAGCCUAUAUGAAGAGAAAAGUGGAGAGUUGGAGUCCCAGACGUUCCUGCCUCCCAAGCCUUUCCAACCAUCAUCUGUGUGGCAAGGGGACAAAUACUACCCGCAAAUUAGCAGUGGCAUUGACCAGCAAAGCGUGAAGGACAGUGGGAAAGGAGACAGUGACUUCAAUGACAGUGACUCUGACAUCAGUGGGGAUGGAGGCAAGAAGAACCUUCGCACUUUCCAGCCCUGGGCCAAAGGUUCAUUCCACGCCACUAACACCCUCGCUGUGGAUUGCCAAGGCACUUACUGUGUAAUUCCAACCCAAAGCUUCCAGGCUCCCAGAGACAAUGCAUACACAAUAGGUUUUAUCCAAGCACCGGUCUACAACAAUGCGCAUGCCUAUCCCCACUCCUGGAAAGACUCCGGCUACAACACGAGCAUUCCCAAAGCAAGAAACACCAUGCAGACAUUCUCUAAUCACACCGGCACCCUCCCAUCUUACUUCACACAUCAAAAGAGACAAUCUCCUGCCGGACUUGAUGAAAUUCAAGAGCACAACCAAGAUAUUACUACAAUGGCAACCAUAUCUGAAGUUGCCACCAUUUUGUAAAUAAACUGCUAAGUAAAUAUACAAUUGGAUUUGUAUAGAUACUGUAGUAUUUAGCAGAUACUGGUCAAAGUAGAUGAUGCAAUAUGGAUGAAAAGGAACUUGACGUAAUAACGAAAACUGAAUGUAUAUAUUUUUUAUUUGAUUCAAUUAUGAAGAUGUAUAUAUUGAUUUAUGUCUUAUUGUAUGAACAUGUUUGUGAAAAAUGUGUUUUGUUUUAUGAAUAAACACAAUGUUGAAACAAUG